Molecule: messenger RNA, 504 nt
Organism: Aspergillus japonicus CBS 114.51
Lineage: Eukaryota; Fungi; Ascomycota; Eurotiomycetes; Eurotiales; Aspergillaceae
Exons: 2
Coding region: 1-504 (167 amino acids)
Source: RefSeq, a predicted model, not a curated record
AUGGUGUCGUACAUCUUCAUUCGAACCCCCACGAUGGAGCACCCCCGCUCCACCUUCCAUGGCCUCCCACGCCCCGCCUCCGGCGGCACCGACCUCAGCGAGGUCGACAUCCGCGGCAUCGACAAGAUCCUCCUCCUGCGCGUGCUCUACAAUGAGGCCCGCCUGUCCACCACCGCCGUCCGGCCCUUCGACUACGACCUCGCCCGCCAGGUCAUGGCCGCCCCCAUCCUGACCAUCGACAUGCCCCACGUCGGCUCCUGGCUCUCCAUCUCCAGCUUCUGCGGCCGCGUCAUCGGCGUCGCCCUCACGAGGAACACCGCCCAGGGCUGGAUCUACGAUCAGCUCAAUGAGCCCGGUGCGUUUGACCGCGCGGUUGCCCGCGCCAGGCAGUUGACUGCUGAGACACUUAGGCGGCGCGCGGGUGCGUUGCAGGCUGGGGAUCGGGAUCGGGAUAGGGAGGGGGAGAGGGAGGGGACGCCGCCGCCGCCUUAUAGUGAGAGGUAG